CGCAUUGGCUAAACGCGUUCUUCCGCCUGUUGUAGGCGGGACUUCCUUUGUGUUUGUUAUGAAAAAUGUCACUGGUGGGGGGACUCGCGAUGGUAUCUGCCUCAAUGUCGAACGUUUUAAGGCUUUCCAGGGCUUCCGCGCUCCUCGCAAACAUCGCGGCGAGACAACGCCUUCAUCGCCUCCUCCGCAGUCCCCUGCGCAUUUCCACCGGGAGCCUUCGACCGCUCAGCAGCGCUUCAAGCCAGGAGAAGCCAGAAGAAGGCGAAGACAAGGUCCACCUCACUAAGUCCUGUGUCAAGAGACUUGGUGAAAUCAUGGAGAAAGGAGAGUACCUGAGAAUACGUGUGGAAGGGGGAGGCUGCUCAGGCUUCCAGUACAAGUUUUCGGUCGACGCCGACAGGAGCGACGACGACAGAGUGUUCGAGCAGGACGGGGUGGGCAUAGUCGUGGACCAGGAUAGUCUGGAGUUUGUGAAAGGGGCCACGGUGGAUUUCAGCCAAGAACUCAUCCGCGCCACCUUCCAGGUGCUGAAGAACCCCCAAGCGGAUCACGGCUGCUCCUGCGGCAGCUCCUUUUCUGUCAAACUUUAAGUGGCACGACAAUUGUGGUCUGCAUCACCUGCAUGCGCAAUACUCCCCGCUUCAGACAGACAAUGUACAUUACACAUUGGCCAACGUGAAAAACAUUUUUUUCUUUUUUUUUUUUAGCAUUUUCUGACUACAAUUGAAUUUCACUGGCUGAUGGCAAAAUUCACUAUAAUCAGCCAUAGCUUGUUGCAGAUUUACAGUUCUCAGUUCAUGCAAUACAUGUAAAUAUAUGUAUGUAAAUAGCACAAGUAAAUUUGUUUGAAAAUAAAAUGUGAAAAUGUGCAUUUCA
This is a messenger RNA of Syngnathoides biaculeatus (alligator pipefish), 876 nucleotides long. It is a transcript of the gene isca2, whose product is annotated as iron-sulfur cluster assembly 2. The record is from RefSeq and is a predicted model, not a curated record. The coding region runs from base 66 to 590 and encodes 174 amino acids. Gene Ontology annotation, cellular component: mitochondrion. Gene Ontology annotation, biological process: iron-sulfur cluster assembly. Gene Ontology annotation, molecular function: 4 iron, 4 sulfur cluster binding; iron ion binding; 2 iron, 2 sulfur cluster binding. NCBI's taxonomy places the organism in Eukaryota, Metazoa, Chordata, Actinopteri, Syngnathiformes, Syngnathidae. The transcript is spliced from 4 exons.